AUGCUAUCGGGUUUUAAACCGGACAUAACAUUUGACGAUCGCAACGACAGAUUCGAUUUGACAUCCCUGAUCCGUUAUCAAAAUAAAUACUACAAUGAUGAUAUUCCAUCAAAUAGACGUAGCAAUUCACAAAGAAAUGUAUGUGACGGAAAAUACGAUGUAAUUGUUAUAGAAAAUAAUAGAACAGUUAACACAAAAAUUGACCCAUACAAAAUUAUAAAGAAAAUUAAACGGAUAGUAAGAAAAGAAUUAAGAAAUGUAGCAAAAGAUUUAACUAAAAGAUGGAAGCGAUCUUUAGAUGAAGUAUAUCCCAUAGACAAUAAAAUGGAUAUAAACGACGUAAACAGUAUUGAAAAUUUUGAUAUAAAAUUUGACGAGUUGCUCGGUAGAAAGUCUUUAAAUAAUGUUUUCGUAAACCUACGUGGCAGAAGACGUAGAGGAAGCCACGUAGUUGAUGAAUCAUCUAAGAAAGAAGAUACAUUUAAUCCAAAAGGGGACACAAUUUUAAACUAUGCUUUUCCUAUUCACAUGCUCGUACGCGGGUUUUUGUUACCACCUACAGUCGCUUGA
This is a messenger RNA of Parnassius apollo (apollo), 570 nucleotides long. Lineage: Eukaryota; Metazoa; Arthropoda; Insecta; Lepidoptera; Papilionidae. The record is from the annotation of a GenBank genome assembly.